UAGUGACUGAAACAUCUAAAUGGUUCAUCCUUGGUUCUCCUGCUGUUCGUGUGUAGACAAAAAGCACAUUAAAAAUGCUCUCCAGCUGACCAAACCCUGAGGUGUUUGGGACUGUCGCAGAAUGGUGCGAGCUCUGCUUUUAGAGACUUGAUGAUAUCAAACCUAUCUUUGUUCCUGAUAAAACUGAUAGUUCUCAGUAUCAAUAAUGGGACUGUUUUGAGGUCUACAGUAAAAACAUGACAUCUUUGGAGAUCCAAUCAAAGGAAAAACAUGCUGCAAAGAUCUGUUUGUGAUCGCUGCAUAUUUUGACAUCUCUUUUGGGAACCCCUGUAGAUGCAGCAAGUUGGUUUCCUGUCUGAAGCAGCUGUCUGGCCUUGGAAAGCCUUGCAAGAAGCAGCAGGAUUCCUGCAYGGUGUGGGCAGAGCUGCCGCCCGGGUGUGGAAGCAGAGUGGAAUCAGGGAGACGCUGGGAAACAAACUCCCACUUUACCUGGAUAAAAUUCAAGACGUUGUCCAUCAAAUGCAGAAUGAAUUGCAAAAUCCAUUGGCAACUUUGAAGGAUGCCUACUACGAUGUAACGCUGAAGCCACUGGAUGGGGUUUGGCGGCAGAAAAUAGAGGAGUACGUGGAGAAGGUCCAGGCUUUUGUGCCCCGGGUUGUGAAGGAUGUUUGSCUAUUGGAACCAAUCCGGGUGGCAAUACGGGCUGUGAAAGCAGGCCUGGAUAUGGCCACACAUCAGAUGCUGAGGUGGGCAGAAGCCACAAUUUCGAGAGCCGUAAGCAAGAUACGGAAGCCCUUACUCAACCUCUACCRUUUUUCAGCCAGGAACUGUUCAGUGGCCAUAAAACUUCCAGUACUUCCUAAAGCAGACCAGUCUCUGGACCUGGCAAAUAUUACUAAUUAUCUCAUUGAAGAGAAGGUAAUGGGACCUCUGAAAGACUUCUACAACAUCAACAUAGUUGCAGAGUAUUAUAGAUUCAAACGGAGGAUGAUGGAGAGUCCCUUUGAACAUCACGCUAUGUUARUAGGGAGCAAGCAUCUUGUGACUUUUGAUGGAAAAAUUUAUGAUUUGGCAUCAAAGUGCAGUGUGCUGCUUGCCAAGGAUUUUGUUCACAAUACUUUCACUGUAAUACUGAACCAGGAAAUUAAUGGCUCAAGAUCACUGUAUGUGGAGAUGAACCAGACUGUGAUCGAUAUCUACCCAAGGCUGAAGAUGUCCAAGAUACAUAACUCCACCUUUAUGGAACAGAACUGCCAAGGAAUGGAUCAAUCCCUUGAAAAGUAUCCUGCUGAUUCAAGGAGAGAAACCACCAGGAUAGAACUGUCUGCUCAGGCCGGCGUUUCCCUCUCGUGUGACGUUCGCUACGAUCUCUGCACUGUCACCCUGGCUGGAUGGCACCACGGUAUUUCAGCUGGGCUUUUCGGUACCAAUGAUAAUGAGGCAGGGAAUGAAUGGAUGCUUCCUAAUCAUUCCCUCACUGACAGUGUGCAGGAAUUCACACAAAGCUGGCAGGUGGACCCGGAGCCGUUCUACGGCAUGUGCGUGCGCGGCAGCUGCGGCGCGGCGGCGCUGGGCGCAGCCUGCAGCUCCGCCGCCGCCUUCGUCCAUUUGUGCGCCCGAAACCUGGUCCCCGUGGGGAUCCCUCCGCAGUGGUAA
Messenger RNA from Nothoprocta perdicaria, 1656 nucleotides. RefSeq lists its product as uncharacterized. The transcript has 8 exons. Lineage: Eukaryota; Metazoa; Chordata; Aves; Tinamiformes; Tinamidae. The record is from RefSeq and is a predicted model, not a curated record. The coding region runs from base 334 to 1656 and encodes 440 amino acids.